Molecule: messenger RNA, 1882 nt
Organism: Nicrophorus vespilloides
Lineage: Eukaryota; Metazoa; Arthropoda; Insecta; Coleoptera; Silphidae
Product: endochitinase A-like
Exons: 7
Coding region: 40-1860 (606 amino acids)
Source: RefSeq, a predicted model, not a curated record
UUAGUCGACACAGACAACACAGACCUCAAACAAUUCAAUAUGUUCAAAUUGGUGGUGUUGUCCGCUCUUCUGGCCGUCGUUGCCGCAGCUCCAGGUCUCUACACCUCUCCUCUGGCUUACAGCGCUGCUGUUGUUGGAAGUGUACCAACUUCCGUCAGCCAUCAAAGCAGUAGUGUUGUCCACAGCGCUGCUUUGACCGCUCCACUUGUGCACUCUGCUCCAGUUGUAUCUGCUUACUCUGCUCCAGUCGUCUCUGCUUACUCCACUCCAGUAGUUUCCGCUUACUCUGCACCUAUUGUAGCUGCCCAUGCUGCUCCAUUCGUAGCCGCCCCAGCUGUAGGUGUCCAUGGUUACCACGGUCUUCACGGAGCUGUUUCACAUUGUUUAGUCCACACAGACAACACAAACCAAUAUCAAUUCAAUAUGUUAAAAUUUGUUGUAUUGUCCGCUCUUCUGGCCGUCGUCGCCGCCGCUCCAGGUCUCUACACAGCACCUCUUGCUUACAACGCAGCUGUUGUUGGUAGUGUACCAACUUCCGUCAGCCAUCACAGCAGCAGCGUCGUUCAUAGCGCCGCUUUGACCGCUCCAGUUGUCCACACUGCUCCAGUUGUAUCGGCCUACUCUGCUCCAAUUGUCUCUGCUUACUCUGCUCCAGUAGUUUCCGCUUACUCUGCUCCAGUCGUUGCGGCUCAUACUCCAGUUGUAGCUGCCCCAGCAGUUGGAUUCCAUGGAGCAGCUGUCGUAGUAAUGGAUCAAUUUCAUAAUGUUGGUCAGGUUGCCGCCGCUCCAGGGUUUUACACCGCUCCAUUGGCCUACAAUGCUGCUGUUGUUGGAAGCGUACCAACUUCCAUCAGCCAUCAAAGCAGCAGCGUUGUCCACAGCGCCGCUUUGACCGCUCCAGUUGUAUCUGCUUACUCUGCUCCAGUUGUCUCUGCUUACUCCACUCCAGUUGUAUCCGCUUAUUCUGCCCCAGUAGUAGCUGCCCAUGCUGCUCCAAUCGUAGCCGCACCAGCUGUUGGUGUUCAUGGAAUUCACGGAACUAUGUUUAAAUUUGUGGUAUUGUCCGCUCUUUUGGCUGUUGUGGCUGCCGCUCCAGGCCUUUACACCGCUCCAUUGGCUUACAAUGCUGCUGUUGUUGGUAGUGUACCAACAUCCGUCAGCCAUCAAAGCAGCAGCGUCGUCCACAGCGCCGCUUUAACCGCCCCAGUUGUCCACACCGCUCCAGUUGUAUCUGCUUACUCUUCUCCAGUUGUCUCUGCUUACUCCGCUCCAGUAGUUUCUGCUUACUCUGCGCCUGUUGUAGCUGCCCACUCUGCCCCAAUCGUAGCCGCACCAGGUUUCGGUGUACAUGGAAUUCACGGAGCUGUCGGUGAGCCAGAUUUUGACUUCUUGAAUCGGAAUGGGCAAGGUUCUCUUACGCAGCGCGAGUAUAAAUUGGGUGUCUGCCACCGAAGAAGUCAACAGUCAACUCAUUCAGUCGACCAACACAGACCUAAACCAACUACAAAGAUGUUCAAAUUGGUGGUGUUGUCCGCUCUCCUGGCCGUCGUCGCCGCCGCUCCAGGUCUCUACACCGCUCCUCUGGCUUACAGCGCUGCUGUCGUUGGAAGCGUACCAACUUCCGUCAGCCAUCAAAGCAGCAGCGUCGUCCACAGCGCCGCAUUGACCGCUCCAGUCGUCCACACCGCUCCAGUUGUAUCGGCUUACAGCGCUCCAAUUGUCUCUGCUUACGCUGCUCCAGUCGUCUCUGCUUACUCUGCCCCAAUCGUAGCCGCCCAUGGAGCCGCUGUUGUAGCUGCCCCAGCUUUGACCUACGGAGUUCACGGAGUCCAUGGCAUCCAUGGAAGCAUCGUCUACUAAAUUAGUUUGACUUUUCAACAAA